AAGUUUUUUAGUGUGGGUUCGCCUUAAAGUGAUAUUAGAUUUCAUUUGCAAACAAGUUAUUUAUUUUUACCAUUCAUUUACUCAUUUACUUUAUGUUUAAGCGAUAUUGUGUUGAAACAAAUGCUUAAAAAUUCUAUAAUAAAGAAUAUUCUUUUCAAAUAAAAAUUUUGUUUCAGUUAUUCACCACAUAUUAUAACUGAGUUUUAAUAAGAUGUCAGAAUUGGAGUCAGAGUCGGUGCCCAUAUCAGGUCCGACACGUGAGGAACGCAAUCGUUGGCUGUUUGACUGUAAACGAUGUUUCGGUAAAUUUGAGACUAAACAUGCAUUGGAGGAACACCUAAAAAGACGACUGUUUAAGUGUCCGUUUCGUUGUAAAGCAUCGUUUGUUCACAAGGAUGAGCUCAAAACACACGAAAAAGUUUGCACUAAUCGACUGAAAAAUAGUUCAUUUGAUUGCUAUAAAAUCUAUAACAUGAUUAAUCUACGUCACAGUUUAACGCCAAGGAAACGGGAAAAAUGUCUGCCCGGUCUUAACUUAUGGGUUAGAUAUCCCUAUUGGUUUGAUAGACCAUUGAUUGACAACUUGGGACUACCCGUACCUAUCAAUAGACUGCUUUACGAGGAAAGUGCUAUCAAUAAUAAGAUUCUCAAAAAUCAAUAUCUCAAAUAUAAUACAAUUCAAUUGUAUAAAAAAUAAUACUGUAAUUAAUUAUUUGCUAAACUAUUAUUGAUGUUAUGGUGUUAUUGUUUUUUAUUAUUAUUAAUAUUAUUA
This is a messenger RNA of Oppia nitens, 772 nucleotides long. RefSeq lists its product as uncharacterized. The record is from RefSeq and is a predicted model, not a curated record. NCBI's taxonomy places the organism in Eukaryota, Metazoa, Arthropoda, Arachnida, Sarcoptiformes, Oppiidae. The transcript has 3 exons. The coding region runs from base 212 to 697 and encodes 161 amino acids.